UACCACAUAUGUAAGAAAGAACACAAGAAAAAACUGGAUCAAGCAGCUGAAGAAUAACAAGGAAAAACACAAUUCUGGUUGUUUUCUCUGAUCCAUUCCCGUUUGAAGAAAAAAUGGAGAUGUUUUACUAUCUUGUUUUUGGGGUUCUUUCUUUUGUUGUUGCGAGCCUUGAGUUGAGCAAGACGAAUAAAGAUCGAAUCAAUACAACAACUGCAUUCAACUCUUUCAAGAACAAUUACCUGGUUGUGUACUCUCUCAUGAUGUCUGGGGAUUGGAUGCAGGGUCCUUAUGUAUACUACCUGUAUAGCCAAUAUGGUUUCAGUAAGGGGGAUAUUGGCAGGCUUUUCAUUGCUGGUUUUGGAUCUUCUAUGUUUUUCGGGACAAUUGUCGGAUCUUUGGCUGACAAACAGGGUCGGAAAAGAGCUUGUGUUACUUACUGCAUUACUUACAUACUGAGCUGUAUCACAAAGCAUUCUCCUCAGUACAAAGUAUUGAUGUUGGGUCGUAUUUUGGGAGGAAUCGCCACUUCUCUGUUGUUUUCAGCGUUCGAGUCAUGGCUUGUUGCAGAACACAAUAAGAGAGGUUUUGAACAGCAAUGGUUGUCACUAACAUUCUCCAAGGCAAUAUUUCUUGGGAAUGGUCUCUUUGCCAUCCUAUCUGGCCUAUUUGCAAACUUAUUAGCAGAUAAUCUGGGAUUUGGACCUGUGGCUCCAUUUGAUGCUGCUGCAUGCAUCCUUGCGCUUGGCAUGGCCAUCAUCUUAUCUUCAUGGCCUGAAAACUUUGGAGACCCUUCCGAUAACAAGGAUUUGCUUACCCAAUUCAAGGGCGCUGCACUUGCGAUUGCUGCAGAUGAGAAAAUCGCAUUGUUGGGUGCAAUACAAUCCCUGUUUGAAGGUUCAAUGUACACCUUCGUGUUCUUGUGGACUCCUGCUUUGAGCCCAAACGAUGAAGAUAUCCCACAUGGUUUCAUUUUCGCAACAUUCAUGCUGUCUUCCAUGUUGGGAAGCUCUAUCGCGUCCCGAAUGAUGGCCCGUGCCUCUCUCAGAACUGAAAGUUACAUGCAAAUGGUGUUCGCUAUUGCUGCCUUUACUCUACUCCUUCCAAUCAUUACCAGUGUCCUCGUACCACCUUCAGGGGUGAAAGGUGGGAGCAUCUCUUUUGCUGGGUGUAUUCAACUCUUUGGUUUUUGUACCUUUGAAGCUUGUGUGGGGAUAUUUUGGCCAUCGAUAAUGAAGAUGAGGUCCCAGUACAUACCUGAGGAGGCUCGAAGUACAAUCAUGAAUUUCUUCCGUGUUCCUCUAAACAUAUUUGUGUGCGUCGUGCUUUACAAUGUAAAUGCAUUCCCGAUCACCGUCAUGUUUGGCAUGUGCUCUAUAUUCCUGUUCAUGGCAUCAAUCUUGCAAAGGCGGCUUAUGGUUGUUUCAGAGAGAGAGAUCCAAAAAUCAAGGUCGCAAGAUUGGACACCCAUGAAGGAAAGAAUUGAAGAGGAGCAACCACUAAAAGUCACCAUUUAAUUCAAUUUUUCAAGAAGAUAAUCCUUAGCAAAUUUGGAAAUACUUAUUCAUUUCUUCUGGAUAACGUACACCUAAAUCUCAAACAUUUUGGAUGUAUAAGAAAUAUAUGCUUUUAGCUAGUAAAAAAAAGCAUCAAUGCAAGGGAAUGGUGACCAUCCUAGACCAAGGAAGGUGAAAGAAUACUACAACAUUUUGCAAUUCAGUAUUGAUACUUUUUUUUAAUAGCCCUUUUACAAACAUAAGAGAUUGCAGUAUGCAUGGACCGAUAUUAUGUUUCAGUGGUUAAUGCUUGUGGUUAUUAUCUUUGAUUUUGUAAGAACAUUAUGUGCUAUAUAUAUGCACAUACUUGCAUGUUGUAUAAUUUUAACAACACAAAUUUUGAGAAGAUAACAUUUUUUGUUUAAUAAUGCAAAUCUUAUAUUCAUGUUUAUA
Messenger RNA from Papaver somniferum (opium poppy), 1946 nucleotides. Its product is annotated as molybdate-anion transporter-like. Lineage: Eukaryota; Viridiplantae; Streptophyta; Magnoliopsida; Ranunculales; Papaveraceae. The transcript is spliced from 7 exons. The coding region runs from base 114 to 1514 and encodes 466 amino acids. Gene Ontology annotation, biological process: molybdate ion transport. Gene Ontology annotation, molecular function: molybdate ion transmembrane transporter activity. The record is from RefSeq and is a predicted model, not a curated record. Gene Ontology annotation, cellular component: membrane.